AUGAUUGAGAUUAUUCUUGGUUUACAAGGAGAUGUUCCCGCGGAUUCUCGAAAAGGAGUUCCUUAUGUUGGUGGAAACAACAAGGUUGCUUCUUGUGCAAAGCAUUUCGUUGGUGAUGGUGGCACAACAAAGGGUAUUAACGAGAACAACACAGUGACUGACUGGCAUGGACUACUCAGUAUUCAUAUGCCUGGUUAUUAUAAUUCAAUCAUCAAGGGUGUAUCAACCAUCAUGGUUUCGUACUCAAGUUGGAACAGCGAAAAGAUGCAUGCUAACCGUGAUCUUGUUACUAACUUCCUCAAAGACACUCUUAAUUUCAGGGGAUUCGUCAUUUCCGAUUGGCAAGGUAUUGACAGGAUUACUUCACCAGCAGGAACCAACUAUACUUACUCCGUCCAUUCUGGGAUUAAUGCCGGCAUUGACAUGAUCAUGAUUCCAAUGAACCACACUGAUUUUAUCCAUGAUCUAACCUACCUGGUUGGGAAGAACGUAAUCCCCAUGAGCAGGAUUGACGAUGUUGUGAAGAGAAUUCUGAAGGUAAAAUUCAUGAUGGGCGAGCAACCAUAUGCAGAGACAACGGGGGACAACCUUAACUUAACAAUUCAUGAACCUGGUUUGAGCACUAUGAAGAACUUUUGUGGCUCUAUCAAGUGUGUUGUUGUUGUUAUCUAUGGACGACCUCUUGUGAUUGAACCUUAUCUAUCAGAUGUUGAUGCUCUCGUAGCUGCAUGGAUCCUGGAAGUGAAGGUCAAGGUGUAUCAACAUUGCAAGGAUGCCUCAAAAUACUUUAAUGAGCAUGGAAGAUCGAGAAGAUGUCAGAGGUAA
This is a messenger RNA of Papaver somniferum (opium poppy), 825 nucleotides long. Its product is annotated as beta-glucosidase BoGH3B-like. The transcript has 4 exons. Bases 1 to 825 code for a protein of 274 amino acids. Gene Ontology annotation, biological process: glucan catabolic process. The record is from RefSeq and is a predicted model, not a curated record. Lineage: Eukaryota; Viridiplantae; Streptophyta; Magnoliopsida; Ranunculales; Papaveraceae. Gene Ontology annotation, molecular function: beta-glucosidase activity.